AGUAGCGCACGUGUUUGCCGUUUACACAGUUCGCUCGGGAAAAUCGAAGAAAAUUCAUUUAAAAAUCAAUUCCCGGUCAUUUAAUAUUUUUUUUUAAAUUUAAACCCGACAAUAUUAUAUAUAUUUUUAAAUUUAAAACGCGCAUCAAAGUCUUAAAUAAAAUAAUAUUGAAGAAAAAAACGAAUUAUACGAGAAAUUUACGCCAAAGUUAAUAAAAAAAAUAGUGUGGAAAAUAAAAAACGAAAGAAUUUUAUACACAAAAAAAAAAUUAUAUAAAAGUGUCGUCGCUAGAUCAAAAACGAUAUCGCGCAGAUAUAAACUUUUUUUUUGCAUAUAUAAAUAAGUGCAACUGAAAAAAAUACACAAAAAAUCAGAAGAAAAUUCAAAAAUAAAUUCAACGACUCGUAAAUCGCGGUGUGAAGAAGUUACAUUGAAAAAUAUUUAUAUACACAACGACGAGGUGUUUUCUUAUCAUCACUUAAUACACAUAUACAAAAAUAUAGAUAAAGUUUUAUGAUUGAUAAAAAAAAAUCAUUCAUCGUGAACUAAUUCUUGGGACCUUGUUUUAAUGAAAAUAUCGAAAGAUGCUGAAUCGACGAGUCAUUGCAACAGCAAGUAGUGUGCCAAGCAAAUGGAAAUUCUCAGCCAUUCACCGAAGCAGUGAAGCACAUUGAAAAGCCGCAAUUACAUAAUUUUUCUCUCUCUCGUCUUGUAAAAUCGAAAAAAACUACUCUAACACAUUUUGUGCCGCACAACAUCGUCAUUUUUUCACAUCGAGAGGAGAGUGCACACACACUGUCUAGUAUUUGUUGUAAAGAAAAAGAAAAAAAAAACACACACGAUAUAAACGCCGCCGUCGCUAAAUUUAUCAAUAGAAGUGCAAAGCAAAAGUGUUUCGUGCCAUAUUUAUUAUAAUAGACAGAAUUUUUUGAAAUAUUGCAUUUUAUUGUCACACCGGUCAAAAAAAUAAUAAUAAUUUAAUUUAUUUUUAAAUAAUAAAAGUAUUUUAUUUACGACGACGAAGAAAAAAAAUAACAAGUGAAAUAAAGAAUAAAUAAAAUAAUAAAUCACACAAAAUAUUCAUAAUUAAUUCAUUAAUUAAAAAAAGUUAUAAAUAAAAUAUUCUGCACAACAAUGUAUCCACAAAAUAUCAUCAUGUUACUUAUCUCGACAAUUUUUGUGCUAGCAACGUUCACCACAACAGUCAUCGAAGCACGUCGAGGCUCACCUUUACUUGUCGAAGACGACGGAUCAGGUCGUCGAAACCGACCGGCCGAAUGCCAAUUUGGAAAAACUUUUAAGGAACUCGGAUCACAAUGGUUUGCGGAUCUUGGGCCGCCAUUCGGUGUCAUGUACUGCAUUCGGUGUGAAUGUGUACCGGUUCAAAAGAAACGGAGGAUCGUUGCUCGUGUCCAGUGCAAAAACAUCAAAAAUGAAUGCCCAAAACCAUCUUGCGAUGAACCAGUUUUAUUGCCGGGAAAAUGUUGCAAAACUUGUCCAGGAGACACAACGAGUCCUGACAUGGCGUUAGACGUCCCGCAACAAAGUGCCAUUGAAGAAGAAGAGCGCAACAUGAAACAUUUUGCUGCUCUCUUAACUGGUCGCACAUCGCAAAUCCUGAAGAAAGACGAUCCAAAGUUUGAUUUCAAAUACUCAACGAAUAAUCCACAAAAUAUCGUAGCUACCGGUCGCUUUACGUUUCACAAGAAAAAUCUCUAUUACUCCUUUUAUAUCUCGGAAAAGGCCACGCGCCCCAAGUCAAUUCAGUUUAUGGACCACAUGGGAACUGUUUUGGAAGAACACAACUUGGAAAUUCCAUCAAAUGGACCAUUUAGUAUUUACCAGAACACCACGAGCAAAGUUUGCGGCGUUUGGAGACGUGUUCCUCGUGAUUAUCGUCGCAUCUUGCGCGAUGAUCAAAUGAGCGUCGUUUUGUUGUGGGGUGGAAAAUAUCAAGCAGAACUCGCAUUGGCUGGACAAAUUGGAAAAUACACAGCUCUCGGUACGGAAUUGUUUAGUUCUUUGAUGGAACCUGCCCAAGGAACGAAUCCCGAGCAAAUGUCCGGAGCUGGCGGUACUGCAAUCGUUUCCACAAGCAGCGGUGCAACGUCAUCGAUUCAUUUGACACUUGUUGUGAAUGGUAUCUUCAAUCCCGAUGAAAUUUUGGAUGUACCGCUGCGCGUUUUGGUUGAAGCGACGGAAAAGGGUCAAACGAUCAUUGAAGAAAUUGUUCGUGUAAAGAAACCCUUGCAUGACAUAAAUGUGAUUGAAGUGUCAUCUCCCGUUUCCACCUACGACUUACGCAUGUUGAUGCGCGGUAAACUCACGAUCACGGUAGAAUCGAAGAAAAAUCCCCAAGCACUAAGAAUUCAAGGUCCCGUUGUCACACGUGUCACAUGUGAGCUCUUCCAAACGCUUUUGGCGCCAAAUAAGGCAGAAAGCACAACAAAAAGCAACGGACUUGCGUGGUUGUACUUGAACAAGGAAGGAUCUCUCAUCUACAACAUUGCUACGCACAAUCUCAACAUGAACGACAAUCCAGUGUUAACGAUCAUUGACGACAGUGCCAAACGCAAGCCGGAAUUGGAAGACUUGACGCCGUCAUUGGUAAAGGAUAACGCAAUGGGACACCUAGAUCGUCUUGGACCUCGUGUACUCGAGCCCUUGUACAACAAUGACUUGGCAAUUAACAUCGCUACGCAAAAGGAACAAGUCUCCCUCAUUCGUGGUCGUUUGAUUUCCCGCUUUGUUGCCGAUGCACGUGACUUCUCUACGCCAAUUUUACUGAAACGCGUCAAUCCCGCAUUGCCUAACAACAUGGUUGGCAUGGCUUGGAUCUCCGUCGAUAACAUUUGCCAUUUGCACUAUGAAAUUACCUUGACUGGCACACCAGCGCAUUACCAACCCUUGCAAUUAUUCUUGGAGGAGAUCCCAAUUGAGGCACCCGGUGCACCCGUAAGUCGUCGCUUGCUCGAAGAGUUCAGCGGAAAUUAUCUCGAAGGCUUUAACGCCACACUUCCGUACGUGGAACUAGCAAAGUUAGAGACCAGUGUCGUCUAUAUCGAAAUCCGAUCAAAGGAUAGGAACGAACCACUUUUCAAGGCCACUCUUAAGCCCACAAAGGUGCCGAGUAAAUGUUUGCCGGGACAAACAAUCAACGAAAUUCCACGAUUUCCGGACGAUAUGGAACCAAGUGACAACAACUUACCAACGAUCGAAGCAAAGUGUUAUCAUAGCCAACGCUUUUACGACGAGGGCGAACAAUGGAAUAGUGCUUUGGAACAAUGCACGGUUUGUUCAUGUACGCACGGAAAUGCUAAAUGCGAGCCCAUCAAAUGUCCCCCACUCAAGUGUCGCAAAGAAGAUAUUCGUCAAAGACAAGGCGAUUGUUGUCCUGUUUGUAUGCCAACAAAACAUUAUCACGAAACAAACACUUCGGUAUCACGUGGUUGCAAAUUGGGUGACCAAUUUCAUGCUGCUGGCUCAUCGUGGCAUCCAUAUUUGCCGCCCAACGGAUAUGAUACCUGUACUGUAUGUACUUGCGACAUUCUCACCUUGGAAAUUCGUUGCCCACGUACGCAAUGCCCACCAUUGAAUUGCCCCGAAAAACUCGCGUACCGACCAGACAAAAAGGCUUGUUGCAAAGUUUGCCCACAGGUCAAACAUAAUUCCUCCACUGACGAAUACAAAGAUCAGGGCUCGAAAACUGGAACUAUCUCGUCACCGGAAUACCUCAUGAAAACUGGUGGCUGCAAAAGUCCCAUGGGCGUACACAAGAAUGGAGACGAGUGGCAUCCAAUUAUCGCAACAUUUGGUGAACAGAAAUGCGUAAAAUGUUCUUGCAAGGACGGACAUAUGACAUGUAAUCGACUCAAAUGUUCACGACAAGCGUGUCGCGCAGCCCGAAAGCAGGGGCCACUCGCCAAUCAUCACACAAACAAGAUUGAUGAUGAAUGUUGUCAGUGCAAUCGACAACGGAGACACCAUCAGAAUCACAAGAGGAGAAACCAGCAACAACAAAAAAGUUAAAAACUCUUAAUUUUAAGGUUUAUUUUUCCCUCCCGUCUUGUAUUUUUGUUUCAUCAUCUACAUAUCUAUGCCAUACCGUUCAUGCGAUUUUAAGUUCUCUUCUUUUUGUGAACACACAAAAAAAAUAUGUAUAUCCGAUCAAUACCUCAUUCAUUCAUUUUUUUUAUAAUAAACAUCUUAUUAAUACUAAUACAUAAUUCUAACUUUUUUAUAUUAAUUAUUAUAUUGCAAGAACACACACAUACCUUAUUUAAUUGAUUUAAAUGUAUUUUACUCAUUUUGUUCGCUUCAUCAUGAAAAUAUUGCGAGUACAAGAAAUAAACAUAUUAAGAUUUACUUUCAGUGCUUGCCUCCGUUACAUUAAUUAUUAUUAUAUUAUCAUUUUCAUACUAAAUAGAAAACAUUUGAGUCUUGUAUUUGAUUACUAUUUUAUAAGAAUAAUAAUUUAAAUCAUCUAAUAGUUCGUAUGUCAAUUAUCACAAUUAUCACAGGAGCAGCCGCCGACUAAUAUUAAACACCGAUUAAUUUCUUAUUUUUGAAGAAAUUUUUAAAUUGGUGCAAAAAAAACAAUUUUUUUCUUAAUCGACACUAAAUGUGUUAGGAAAAAAUAUUCACACCCACAUAAAAACAUAUUUAUUAUAUAUUUAUAUAUAUAUUUUUUUUUUUGUAAAUUGCUGGUGUGUACUUUGUACUAAAUAAUGUGCCACCCGAAUUUUACCAACAAACAAUUAUACAUAUUAAUGAAACUAAAAUUGGACCACAAUUAACAUACAUACACUACAAAUCACAUGCUUUAUUAAGAUUUAAAGGAAACAAGUGCCUUGUUUUAGUCAGGAAAAUAUUGAAGUAAAAAAGAAUAAAUACAAUACACUUUUUGCAUAAAAAAAUAAUAAUUAUUUAAUAUAAUUAUUUCAAAAUGA
Molecule: messenger RNA, 4949 nt
Organism: Culicoides brevitarsis
Lineage: Eukaryota; Metazoa; Arthropoda; Insecta; Diptera; Ceratopogonidae
Gene: sog
Product: dorsal-ventral patterning protein Sog
Exons: 8
Coding region: 1135-4029 (964 amino acids)
Biological process (GO): multicellular organism development; negative regulation of BMP signaling pathway; dorsal/ventral pattern formation
Molecular function (GO): BMP binding
Source: RefSeq, a predicted model, not a curated record